Molecule: messenger RNA, 1775 nt
Organism: Drosophila ficusphila
Lineage: Eukaryota; Metazoa; Arthropoda; Insecta; Diptera; Drosophilidae
Exons: 2
Coding region: 176-1606 (476 amino acids)
Source: RefSeq, a predicted model, not a curated record
GUUCAGUUAUUUUCCUUGUCUCAGUUAGGCAAACACUUUCGCUAGGGAACGUUUAGAUUGGCGAAGUGGGGAAAAUACUUAACGAAUACACCGCACACACAGCAGUCAAACUAGUUAACUAGCUAACCGAGUAAAAUUCAGUCAGUUUUGCUUAAAUUAAUUGAGGAUUGCAACGAUGGCCAGCUGCGACGUGCAGGCGACUCCAUCCCAGGAGGAGCUCAAGAACAACGAGAAUAUCAAGAACGUGAAAAACUCCGAGGAGAGUCGGCCGUUGAACCUGAAACCCCAUAUCGAUAUUGAUGGCUCGUCGGAGAGCGACAUUCGUCCUGCGCGCGGUUCGGCGACCAGGAUGACCAGAAUCCCGGCACCCGUGUUUUCGGGUCCGAGUGGCAGCCACCGAGUGAGCAACCGGCUCUACAGCUCGGUGGUCCGCCAGUCCCUGGAGCGCAGUUACCCCGAAGACCAGACGGUGACCGACGACUCGGGCAUUCACUUGGAGUCCUCAAUCUCCGACGAACUGGAGUCGUCUCCGCUGUCGGUCAGACCCAGUCCCAUUCUGCAGACAAUUCUGGACGCGAUUCCCGGCACCAGCAGCGAAGAGGAACUCCGGCGGGCCGAGGAGCAGACUCUCAAGGAACUGCAACGCGUCGUCGCCGAAAUGGAGGCCGAUGUGGGCAUGGAUGACCUGGAGGUGGCGAGUCUGUAUUCGGAGUUGCAUGGACAAAAUGUGGUUCUUGAGGUCUUCGACAUUCCAGAUUAUUCUGUCAUUGAUAUCGAACAGCCCUCUGCAAACGAAACUGACAACCAAAAAUCACAAUUAAUUGAUCCUGAUCGGAGAUCAAGCAAUGAAGAACCUGCAAAGGAUCCUUUACAAACUGCAGAGAAAAAGAAAACUGCUGAUAAAAAGGCAACUCCUGAAGACGAGGCAACUUCUAUACCAGAGGAGUCUCCUGGAAAGGAUGAAACGGAUUCCGUGGCAUCCUUUGAGCGGUUGGCCCAAGAGCCAAGCGAGGACUAUCCGCAGAUUGUUAUCCAGGAGCCCUCUGAUGAAGCAGAGGACACGGAAGCACAGAAACCUGUAAUCGAAUCUCUGCUGGACGAACUCGAGAUGGCCAUAAACGGUGGUUGCGAAACCGAAGAGGAAAGGCUACUCAGGGAGCAGUUCGUGAGAGGUCCCGAUGUAUUGGGCCAGAAGUUUACGCGUCCAGCAGACGAGAGCCUUUCCACCACUUCGGUAGAAGGAUUGGCCGCCCGUCCCUCGAACGAUGGAUCCGUGGAGAGCGAUCGCAGGAUGGUUCCCUUGGAGAAGCUCUUCGAUCCGGAGCACAAUGCGGAGCUCCUGCGCCACCUCCUUCUGAUUGGAGCUGAAGAAAAGGCCGAGGCCGUGCAAUUCUCGCCCAGAAACGAAGCCGCGGAGGACAAUAAAUCGGGGGAGGUUUCGGGUACGGAAACCGAGGACGAGGAGGAUCGGGAUGAUGCCAUUCAGGAUGGCAAGCAGCCUGGUUUCCUGCGACGCCUAAUUGGUCGCAAGUUACUGCAGUUCAGCUAUCCCAUACUCUUCUGCAGCCUGGCUCUCGGCUUGAUCUACCUUGCGCGCAAGGAAUAGGCCUCCGUACUCAAAAUGCAAAUUAGAUCGUUAUACAAAAGCAAUAUGAACAGAUCCGACUCCGGUAUUCAUAUAUACAUAUAUGUGCAAGGCACUUCAAAAUCACCCGACGCAUUGGCACUUGGUUGCCUUAUUGAAUCUAUUUUUCAAAUAAAUAUGCUCAAAGCAA